Phyllotreta striolata is the source of this 1027-nucleotide messenger RNA. The record is from the annotation of a GenBank genome assembly. Lineage: Eukaryota; Metazoa; Arthropoda; Insecta; Coleoptera; Chrysomelidae.
AAACGGUCCACAAUGAUGCACCAAUUCGAUAUCGCUAAUACGGAUUUGCAAUGCGACACGACCACGACGCCGUUUUCGGUGAAAGACAUCCUCAACAUACACGCGAUCAACGACGAUUACUACGCGAACAACAAUCACGUGAAAAAGGAGAACAAUCCGUCGAAUUGGAACCAAAGUUGUUGGGAUAACGCCGAAUUCGCCGGCGGUAAUUUCGAACAGUACGGGUGCUAUUUCAACGGUGAUAGUGAGAAUUUCGUCGGCAGGAAUUAUUGGAGUUGUGAUUACGGUGACGGGACUUACGCGAAUCAUUUGCAGUAUUUGAACAAUUUGCAUUCGGGCGCCCAGCAGAACGAGCAAGUGAAUCAGAGGAGUACGUCGGCCAGUAAGGAUGAUGUUAAUUAUAUCAAAGUCGAAAGCCCCAAAAUCCAACAAGUGACCAGCUCGAAAACGGAACUCCGGAAAUCCGGGCGGCAGCGAUCGAAAAGGAAACCCCGGGUGCUGUUCAGCCAGGCCCAGGUCUACGAAUUGGAGCAGAGAUUCAAGCAGCAAAAGUAUCUGUCGGCGCCCGAGCGGGAGCAAAUGGCGCAGGGAUUGAAACUCACCCCGACCCAAGUCAAAAUUUGGUUCCAAAAUCGAAGAUACAAAAAUAAGAGGAUGAAAAUCGAGAAGAGCCAAUUGAUGGAGAAGAAGGUCGAUACGCCGACAUCGGCGGCUUUUUGCCUCAAUCCACAGCUACCUCAAAACGCGUAUGUGUUUCAAAACAACCCCGAAAUGUACAGUCAUAGCGAGUACAUGUGUCAGGAUCGGUACAACGAUAUGAACAUGACUUAUCCGUAAUUUAGCAGGGAAUUUUAUAUCUAGAACUGUUCCUAACUCGCUCGUAUUAAGUUGGUUCGAUUUUGUAAAAUUUUUAAUCGGUUAAAGCACUUAAUUGUGUUUUGAAAAGAUUGUUUAAUUAAAUUCUUGGGUGUUCGAUUACGACUCAAUUUUUUUUGUUAUUCUCAUCUAAACAGAACCAAAAAAAUCC